UUUUUCAUUUGGUUAGGUGUUUGUUCAUAUAAACAUUCAUUCAAAUAGAGGCAUACAUGACAAACCAGUGAGAGCAAAAACCGCUAAAUCAAAAUACCUUCUUUCCAAUCAGUCUAUCAGAAAUCUACCAAUCUAGUGACUAACCGAACAAAACAUCCACACUAAAGAACAGCGUUGCUGAACACUCCAGUAAGCAUUUUACUCGUGGAACACAUGAAACAUGUUUAAUCUAAAUGAGGAAAGUGAUCAACUGCUUCUGAAAUCUCCUUUCCCUCUGUGGGCCAGUAACACGGCAAUAAAGUCCUGGCGCCAAGCACCUCAGUUGCUAAGUAACGCUAUUAAACAAGAGGAACCUUGACUGUCCCUACAUGGUGACGGGAGGCUAGUCAAAUGUUGAUAUACACAAACGGUGCACUCCUCAUCUUUUCUCUUGCCUUCACCACUACAUUUGAAAGGACCACCAGGUACUACAGCUUUUACAUUCUAAACAAAUUGUAAAUGUAUUUUUAACAUGUUUUCUUUCUUUCUUUCUUUUUGUACAGGGGUGAGAGCCUUUGAGAUGAACGGCCAGUUUUACAGGCGCUAAAGCUGCUCUCGUGUCUCAAAAACUGAAGACAAACUCAUCCAUCAAUCCAGAAUAAAGGGGAUAAAAUAUGGUGAGUACAUAACUUUUUCCAUGUUCAAAAUCUGGAUAAAAGAAUAUACUAUAUAUUAAGAUGAAGUAAGGACACAUAUAGCAAAUGGGUUUAAAGGAUGAGGGGCUACUUGAAGUGAAUCCAGUUUCUAACACCGAUAACUCCUGACCAAAUUAUUUUGUAAAACUACACUAAAUCAAUCAUUGCAUUUGGCCCAGUAUGUGUUAUCUAAUUGCAGGCAAUAAUUUCAUGCAAUAGUUUUCUAUAGGAGGUUAUAAUGGGAACAAGCACUAGUGGAUAACCUCUCUCAUCCUGAGGAUGAUGAAUGAGGCGAGAGAGGGCCUUGGGGUGUAACACAGACACAAACAGACACACACCUUGCUCUUUUAGACAGGGAGGGGAGAAGAGCGAAGCCCUCAUUACACUCCCAACACUCCCCAACUAUCAUUUAUCAAAGUCCUGAUUUGACUCCUUGUGCGCACACACGUACUGUAGUACAGUACAUCCAUGUCUGUCAACACACUUGCAUGUGAACGUCCCACACACAAAAACACACACACACACACACACACCUCUCUUGCCUGAAAAGAGCCAAACAACUCAAUCAGUUGAAUGCUGAGGGAGCAUCAGCACUCAUUUGUUUUUGCUGUAUUACCCAGUGUCGCCUCUCUCCUAUUGUUCCCCUGCAUUAGCCUUAAUUAGAGAGUCGUGCUCUUAAAUACCCCCAUGGGCAACACUGGGUGAGCAUGCACUAGUGCAGACACAACACUGCGACACACACGCACGCACACACAUGGAGACACACACGCUGCUCAGGCUCUCAUUCCUCAGAGAGCAUGCUUUCCCCACUGCCCCAGGCCAUACAUAAGACCUUGUAUCUGAAUAAAUCACAUCAGCCUUGCACACACAUACUUACACAUGAACAUAUACACAACACAUUUAUUUGCUAUAGCGCUGUGCGUGGUGUAGAUUAGAUAAAUUAUUGUAAAUCAGCCUCUUGGGGAAAGUGUCAAAAAGGAAGCUUUUAAACUGAACUAUUUGGUAAUUCUCUGUGCGUUGCAGUACCAUGCCCAAAAGAAGAGGAGCCAAAGGCACAAAGGUGACCCUAAAGAUUGCCAAAAAGGCAAUACGGAUGACCCCAGAUGGACUGUACAGACUCACCCUUCGCAACAUGGGUUUAACAGUCUUCCCAAAAUGCCUCCUCAAACUGGCCAACGUUGAUGAGUUAGACCUCAGCUGCAACCUCCUACAGAAACUCCCAGAUAACAUUGGGAACUUCUUGUCGCUCAGAUGGUUGGAUCUACACAGCAACAAGCUGGAGUCUGUGCCCGAAUCCAUCGGCAAUCUGGUGGGACUGACCCACCUCAACCUCUGCAACAACCGCCUAACCUCUGCAGGUGUACCCUCCACACUGGGCUCCCUCACCAACCUGAAGAGUCUCAAUCUAGGAAUGAACCAGUUGGACACUCUGCCUCCAACUUUGGCGGCCUUAGACGGCCUCCGAGAGUUAGGCCUCUUUGAUAACAACUUCAUCAAGAUGCCAGAGUUUGUGAAAGUCCUACACAACCUCACCAAGGUGAAUAUAAAGCAAAAUCCUCUAGCGUAUGCUCAGGGGGAUGAUGAGCGGAUGCUGAAGAAAAAAGCAGAGCCAAAGGAAGGAGUGUACCUGGUUCAUGAGAGCAACCUGUGUACCACAUGCCUUAAGAGAUGUAAAGCAGAGAGGGAGAGUCUUAUGACAGAAGGAAGGAGAGGAAGAGGACGUUGUAGUGGUGACAUUUUUGAGGAGAAAAGGAUAAGAAGUUAUUCUGGACUGAUGGCACCAAACUCAGUAGCCAAAGUCAGUCAGGAUGUGUGGAGAAUAAGACAAAAGGUGGAAUACAAGAAAAUCAAAUGACCAGGCAGCUGCUAAUGUCAUCAUAUGAAGUACCAACAAUUGGUACAAUUUGAUUUAUAUAUAUAUAUCAUACUUGAACUGAUGAAAUGAAACAAAGGAUUUCUCCACAUAUUUCUACAAGACUGUAACAAACUGAC
Molecule: messenger RNA, 2666 nt
Organism: Stegastes partitus (bicolor damselfish)
Lineage: Eukaryota; Metazoa; Chordata; Actinopteri; Pomacentridae
Gene: lrrc18a
Product: leucine rich repeat containing 18a
Exons: 1
Coding region: 1702-2529 (275 amino acids)
Cellular component (GO): cytoplasm
Molecular function (GO): protein binding
Source: RefSeq, a predicted model, not a curated record